UAGAGCGAAACCGUGAGACCAAAUCCGUGAGAUCAAAAGCUAUGAGACAAGAAACGCCGGAACUUGGCUCCUGUUGUACACUAAGGGAAGAAAAUCAAAAUGUGAGGUUCGGAAAUGUCAUUCUCACCAAUGUAAGCACCCACGUCCACGUCCACGAUCGUGUUACAGUGUCGUUAGAAAGGACGCAAGACGCGUGGUUGUCCAAAUCAAAGAAUGGAU
Messenger RNA from Racocetra persica, 219 nucleotides. The record is from the annotation of a GenBank genome assembly. Lineage: Eukaryota; Fungi; Glomeromycota; Glomeromycetes; Diversisporales; Gigasporaceae.